Messenger RNA from Lichtheimia ornata, 1212 nucleotides. RefSeq lists its product as uncharacterized. The record is from RefSeq and is a predicted model, not a curated record. Gene Ontology annotation, molecular function: nucleic acid binding; zinc ion binding. The transcript has a single exon. The coding region runs from base 1 to 1212 and encodes 403 amino acids. NCBI's taxonomy places the organism in Eukaryota, Fungi, Mucoromycota, Mucoromycetes, Mucorales, Lichtheimiaceae.
AUGUCUUCCCCGAACGCUACCGUUUUGCCUGAUAAGGAAACAGGCACCCAACCUACAUCUUAUGCGAGAGCUGCUCGCGUUCGACGACCUACUGCAAUUCGAGAAUCUUUAACCAGCAAUGCACUUGACAAGACCACACAUUCCAAUGUGUGGAAAGUUGGUGGAUCCCCUGCUUCAUUCCCGAGUUUGUUUUUUGACUUCACUUCUCGCAACGAAAACCGUACAACUCUUCUUCGUCACAUAACUGAAAGCUAUCCCGAUAACUGUGGUGCACGCCUACACUCCGAUCACUCACGCCGUAUUGUUGAGCUUUUCAUUGACGACUCAUCCUUGUAUGAAAAAGCCUGCAAACAUGGUCUUCAAUUCUCUGAUGGCUCUCGUAUCAUUCCCACUCGUCCUUUAGCGGAAGACUCCCGCAUCAUCAACAUUCGUCUCAGCAAAUUGCCGUUCACAUCUCGUGAAAAACUAGCACAUGGAAUCCAACAAGCACUCUUACCCUUUGGUAAGAUUCAAGACUAUGGAAUUCUUCGUGACCAUGACUCCCACUUGUUUAUGGGCCAUGGUUACGCAACAUUAGACGUUUCAGCCUCAAUCGAUUUUCUCCCACUCACACACACGAUUGCUUGGCCCAACUCCGCCGACUUCUUUUAUGCAACAUGGGCUGAAAUGCCAUUACAUUGUCUUCACUGUCAUCGCUCCGGUCACUCUAUCUCAUCAUGUCCUAGUCAUCCAAGCCGCAAUCGCCUUUGCUGGUCAUGCGGUCAACCAGGCCAUCGUGCAGCAAAAUGCUCUAAUCAUCGCACCCUCACGCCUACCAGCAACAACAAGUCACCCUUGCCACCAUCGCCUCCCUCGCCCACACUUUCUUCUGCCUACAGCCACAAUUCUGAUGUUUCAAUGCUUUCGGAUGAUCUUUCCAAUCGUGAAGCUCACAACGACCAAAUUAUUGUCGACUUUAUCCCACCUCAGCCCAAUACCGAUCCAAACGCCAAACCUAUCACUGCUAGCCAACGUAGACUACUUAAUCAACUGUUCCCUAUUUCCGAUGAAGCAAGAGCCAUUACUGAAUCCUUAACCAGCGUAUCUUACAACAAACUUUAUGCUGCACUUCUCCAAAACGGAAAAAGUUCCGCGACUCGUUCCCUUUUGCAUCGGGGAGUGCCUCUUCUUCGAGUCACAAUGAUCCGGUUUGAUCCUUUUUUUCUCAAUUAG